Tinamus guttatus (white-throated tinamou) is the source of this 8263-nucleotide messenger RNA. The record is from RefSeq and is a predicted model, not a curated record. Lineage: Eukaryota; Metazoa; Chordata; Aves; Tinamiformes; Tinamidae.
AUGGAGGAACAGAGUGGAGUGCAUUCAGAAAAGUUUGCUGCUGCAAGUAAUGCAGAGAGAACUGUGGCUCCAAGUUCCCGUGUCCCUUACGAGAGGAGACCAAAGGCUUGGCACUUUGAGCUUAGCCAACGCGACUCAGGCUGUCUGCGAGGACUGUAUGCACUGCGGGACAGCAAUGGCACGAGACCAAAUGGGUGCCAGCUGGUAUACGUGGAAUUUGAUGACCUUGAAUGGGAAAAACGAGAAUGGGUUAAAGUUUAUGAAGAUUUUGCAACGUUCUUGGUGGAGUACCAGCUGGUCUGGGCAAAAAGAAAGGACCCAAGCCAGACUCAGGGAUCAAAGAUCAAACAAAUUCAAUGGCCUGCAUUGACAUUCAAGCCCUUGGUUGGAAAAAGUGUGUACAAUGCAAUUACGGCAGUAGAAUUCCUUGUGGACAAGCAGCUGGAUUUUAUAACUGAAGAUAGUGCCUUUCAGCCCUAUCAGGACGACGUAGACAGUCUAAACCCAGUUCUCAGGGAUAACCCGCAGUUACAUGAGGAGGUAAAAGCCUGGGUAAAGGAACAAAAGGUUCAGGAGAUUUUUAUGCAAGGUCCAUACUCCUUAAAUGGUUAUAGGGUGAGAGUGUACAGACAGGAUUCUGCCACCCAGUGGUUUACUGGUAUAAUUACUCAUCAUGAUCUCUUCACUCGCACUAUGGUUGUUAUGAAUGACCAGGUGUUAGAGCCUCAAAAUGUUGAUCCUUCUAUGGUUCAGAUGACCUUUCUAGAUGAUGUCGUUCACUCUUUGUUGAAAGGUGAAAAUAUUGGCAUCACUUCACGACGAAGGUCUCGUUCCAACCAGAACAGCAACACAGUUCAUGGUCAUUAUACACGUGCGCAAGCAAAUAGUCCCAGGCCAGCAAUGAAUUCCCAAAGUGCAGCACCCAAACAGAAUUCUCACCAGCAGCAGCAGCAGCGCAAUACUCGGCCAAACAAAAGGAAAGGCUCCGACAGCAGCAUGCCUGACGAGGAGAAGGUGAAAGAAGAGAGAUACGAUUAUAUUGGUCGAGGAGAAAACCCCAAAAACAAAAACAAACACUUCCUUAGUAAAAGAAGAAAACCUGAAGAGGACGAAAAGAAAUUAAACAUGAAGAGACUGCGAACAGACAAUAUCUCAGAUUACUCUGAGAGCAGUGACUCAGAAAUGUCAAAUAAAAGAUUAACAGAUUCGUCCUCAGAGCAAAAUUCAGAAAAUGAGUUAAAAAGCAAGAACGCUUCAAAGAUAAAUGGAGAGGAAGGAAAAUCCCAAACUAUUGGGGGACUACAAGAACAGGCACUACCAGAUAGGCAGUCUCCAUGGGAUGAAAUACAGGAGGCAGCAGAGCAGCCAACACCUUAUGAGCAGAAUGCCAAGGAUCCACAUGUGCAAGAGUGCAGCGCAGAAAAACAUCAUACUGUGGAAUUAAAAAAAGAGCAGUUUGUACCCAGACCUCCUACUCCAAAAUGUGUUGUUGAUAAAACUAAUGUAAACAGCUCUGAGAAGGAGAGCCAGGAUAAUGCUGCAAGUAGCUUUGGUUUGCAGACAGUUCAGAAAAUGGAAUCACACAGCAGUGAUUUAAAACAACAGUUUGCAAAUGCAAAUUUUCUUGAAACAAGAAAACAGGAAACUGAUCAAAGUUGGGUGAGCAAUGUUGUUAACAAGACAAAUUUGAUACAACCUGGGGUUGUGAAAAGCUUAUCAGUAACUGAACAUUUGAAUCCUGAAAAAGAAAAAGUGCCGCAUGGCUCGUUUAUACCUUCAUUAAAUGUAGCUUGUUUAGCAGAAGAAAGUAAACUACAUAAGCAAAGUCCAGUCCCUGAUUCUGUGAAGUCAAAACCUAGUGCUUCAGUUGAUCGUCCUAAAACAAAGUCACCUGAUGUUAAGCCUAAAUUCACCCAAUCUUCUGAUACUGUGAAGUCUAAGGUUAGUUCCCAAAAUAGCCAUGCCACUGGAUUAACAAGGUCAGCCAAUAAAACUGAGCAUGAUUUGCCAAGGUCUAGCUUCCAUCCAGUUCCAGCUAGAGUUAGUGCUCUAGAGACUACUAAAAGUCCUCUUAUCAUUGACAAGAACGAACAUUUCACAGUGUACAGGGACCCCACUCUGAUUGGACAAGAAACAGGAGCUAAUCACAUUUCACCUUAUUUGCAUCAGCAUAAUUAUCCUCUGCAUUCCUCAUCCCACCGAACCUGUUUAAAUCCAAAUGCUCAUCAUCCUGCAUUAUCUGGUUCAUCCCAUCUGUUAUCUGGGUCUUCCACUCAGACUCCACUGUCCGCUAUUAACACUCAUCCUCUUAGUACGGCACCUCACCAUUCUGUUCAUCACCCCCAUCUACUUCCCGCAGUGUUGCCCGGAGUGCCUGCCGCCUCCUUGCUGGGCGGCCACCCGCGACUAGAGACUGCUCACGCUAGCAGCCUAAGCCACUUGGCAUUAGCACACCAGCAGCAGCAGCAGAUGUUACAACACCAGUCUCCACAUCUUCUUGGACAAGCUCAUCCUUCUGCUUCCUAUAAUCAGCUAGGGCUUUAUCCAAUUAUUUGGCAGUACCCAAACGGGACACAUGCUUACUCAGGACUCGGUCUGCCCUCCUCGAAAUGGGUCCACCCUGAAACUCCUGUUAACGCAGAGGCUUCCUUGAGAAGGAAUACCCCGAGCCCGUGGCUGCACCAGCCCGCCCCGGUGACCUCAGCCGACGGCCUCGGCUUACUGAGUCACAUUCCUGUGAGACCGUCCAGCGCGGAUCCCCUGCGGCCUCUCAAGCUGACGACACACUCUAGCCCACCGCUGUCCAAGAGCAUAGCAGAGCAUCACAAAGAAGAACUGGAGAGGAAAGCGUUCAUUGAACCUUUACGCUCUGUUACAACUGCGCCCAUAAAGACGGAGCUGGAGCCGAGCAGAGCGCAGACCACAAAGGACAGCCAUAUGCACAGACAUUUUGCAGAUCCAAUGCUGAACCAGCUGCCAAGGCCACCACAGGAGACUGGGGAGCGACUAAGCAAAUAUAAAGAAGAACACAGGCGAAUACUUCAGGAAAGCAUCGAGGUUGCUCCUUUUACAGCUAAAAUAAAGGCACUGGAGGGGGAGAGAGAGAACUAUUCCAGGGUAACGUCCUUAUCUUCAAGUCCCAAAAGCCAUUCAGUAAAAUAUGAAAAAGAUGCGGAGCGUUCUGUAUCAGAACUGUAUAAAAUGAAGCAUUCGGUUCCGCAGAGUUUGCCACAGAGUAACUAUUUCACCACCCUGUCUAACAGCGUCGUCAAUGAACCGCCAAGGUCCUACCCAUCCAAGGAGGCUUCAACUGCCUAUGUUGAUAAACAGACUAAUUGUCCCUCAACAGCAGCGAGUCCCCAGUCUCUCCCUUCAUACAUCUCCUCUCUUUCCAAACCUCCCCCUUUAAUAAAGCACCAACCAGAGGGCGAAGGCUCUGCAAGCAAGAUAGCUGAGCAGCUUUCGCAGUCAGUGCAGUCUCACUCAGUGACUUCUUUUAGGAGUGACAGCAGGAGCCCUACUCAACUGUCAGUGUCAUCUUCCAACACACUCCGGAGUAUGCCCGCCUUGCACAGAGCCCCCGUGUUUCACCCCCCGGUUCACCACAACCUGGAGAAGAAGGAAAGCAGCUACAGCAGCCUGUCCCCUCCAACUCUAACUCCCGUUCAACCUGUUAACGCUGGUGGUGGCAAAAUACAGGAAUUACAAAAGCCUCCCACUUUAGUACCUGAACCCAAGGAAGCUCAGACAGGUUAUAAGGGUGUUUCUGAGCAAAAUCUGUCAGAAGUAUGGAAGGCGAAUAACGCCCCAAACAAUGAGAAAGUGGACUGGCACGCUGAAAGAAUGAGUGGAAAGUCCCAGUCGGCUACAGCGUCUGUUAUUGUGCGUCCUCCUUCGAGUACGAAACACGACGGCGCAGCGGUGAUGCAGCACGCUUCCAAGGAUCGAGCUAGCGAGAGAGCUUCAGCUGUGACAAAUCAAACAGAUUGCCUGAAAACAGCGGAAGCCAGAGAGACUGGGAGAGUCAUUCUGCCAAAUAUGAACUCAGACAGCACUCGCACACAGUAUGAGAAGAAAUUUCCAGCUGUCUCACAAGGCAGCCUUCCUAGUGCCGUCACCCCCACCACGGCCGUGAACUGCAGUACCAAAGCGGACGUAACCGCCUUUUUUUUUCAGGGCCCGGGUGGCAGGGCCGCCGCUCCGGCUGCGCCCGGCGGCACCAAAGCCACGCAGCCCGGCCCGGGCUUCUCCGCCUCCGCCGACUUCGUCCACUUGAAAAAGCACAAGGCGGCGUUGGCCGCGGCGCAGUUCAAAAGCAGUAAUGCCAGCGAGGCCGAGGCCAACGCUGCGAAAAAUCAGACGUUUUCCACCUCGCUCGCCCUAGACACUGCUAUCGUCUGUAGUACAAUAAACAAAGCAAACUCUGUAGGCAGUGGGCAGACUUCCCAGACAAGUCAGCCAAACUACCACACUAAGCUGAAAAAGGCUUGGCUAACAAGACAUUCAGAGGAAGAUAAAAACACUAAUAAAAAAGAGAAUUCAGGGAACAGUGUUUCAGAAAUUAUUAAGCCAUGUACUGUCAAUUUAAUAGCUUCUACAUCAAAUGAUUUGCAAAAUAACAUAGAUAGUAAAAUCCUGGCAGAUAAGUUUGUGAAAGAAGAUAAGCACCCUAGGAGAAAAGCAAAAAGAACUUAUGAGUCUGGCUCUGAAAGCGGAGAUUCUGAUGAAAGCGAGAGCAAGUCAGAGCAAAGGACUAAACGGCAGCCCAAGCCAACUUACAAAAAGAAACAAAACGAUUUGCAGAAAAAAAAGGGUGAUGCAGAGGAAGAAGUAAAACCGAAUGGUGUUCUUAGCAGGAGCGCCAAAGAAAAAAGCAAGCUGAAGCUACAGAGCAGCAGUACUAGCACUGGAAUACCCCGCUCAGUAUUAAAAGAUUGGCGCAAAGUAAAGAAGCUGAAGCAAACAGGAGAGUCCUUUUUGCAGGAUGAUUCUUGUUCUGAAAUAGGACCGAAUUUGCAAAAAUGCAGAGAAUGUAGGUUAAUAAGAAGUAAGAAAGGUGAAGAAUCAACUCACUCACCAGUAUUUUGUAGAUUUUAUUACUUUCGACGGUUAUCUUUCAGUAAGAACGGAGUGGUUAGGAUAGAUGGUUUCUCCUCUCCUGAUCAAUAUGAUGAUGAAGCACUGAGUUUAUGGACACAUGAAAACUAUGAAGAUGAUGAACUGGACCUCGAAACUUCUAAAUACAUUUUAGAUAUCAUAGGCGAUAAGUUCUGUCAGUUAGUAACGUCUGAGAAAACAGCUAUGUCCUGGGUGAAAAAAGAUGCCAAAAUCGCAUGGAAGAGAGCAGUGAGAGGAGUCCGUGAGAUGUGUGAUGCAUGCGAAGCCACAUUAUUUAACAUUCACUGGGUCUGCCAAAAAUGUGGAUUUGUGGUUUGCCUCGAUUGUUAUAAGGCAAAGGAAAGAAAAAGCUCGAGAGACAAGGAGCUGUAUGCCUGGAUGAAGUGUGUGAAGGGGCAGCCUCACGAUCACAAACACUUGAUGCCAACUCAGAUUAUUCCUGGCUCUGUUUUGACAGAUCUUCUAGAUGCAAUGCAUAAUAUUAGAGAAAAAUUUGAAAUUAAAUCCCAUUGUCAGUGUACAACCAAACAGAGCCUGCAAGCUGGCAAGCUUCCUGCAAUGAAUGGCGUAUCUCAGGUUUUACAGAAUGUCCUCAAUCACAGUAAUAAAAUCUCUCUGUGCAUGCCCGAGUCUCAGCAGCAGAACACCCCCCCAAAGUCGGAGACAAAUGGGAACUCCAGUCCCAGGAGUGACGUGAGCACAGACAGCAAGCUCACGCCGCCGGAAUCGCAGUCGCCGCUGCACUGGUUAGCGGAUCUGGCAGAGCAGAAAGCCAGAGAAGAAAAGAAAGAGAAUAAAGAAUGUCCUUCUGGAAAACAUUCAAAGGAAGAAAAAGACCAGGAUAAUUCAGAGUCCCCAAACUGUAAAUCUUCUCCUCCUGCAUCCCAGAACAAUGAGCAGGGUUCAACCUUACGAGAUUUACUAACUACAACAGCAGGCAAACUACGUCUAGGUUCUACCGAUGCGGGUAUUGCUUUUGCUCCGGUUUACUCCACAGGAACACCAAGUGGUAAAAGUGGAAGAACCAUGCCAAACAUUCUCGAUGACAUAAUUGCUUCAGUGGUAGAAAACAAGAUUCCACCAAAUAGGACACCAAAGAUAAAUGUAAAAUCUGAAAUAAAAGAUGAGCCAAAGGAUGAUAGAAAAUGUGUUCUAGAUGACAGCAGUAAAUUGUACAAUGAUAUUCAGUAUUCUUGGAUCUGUGAUAAGCAUGUGUUGUGGCUCAGAGACCAUAAAAACAGCAACAACUGGAAGCUCUUCAAAGAGUGCUGGAAACAAGGGAGGCCUGUAUUAGUGUCCGGCAUGCAUAAGAAAAUGAACUUCAGCUUGUGGAAAGCAGAAUCAAUUAGUCUAGAUUUUGGAAACCAGCAAGCUGAUAUCUUGAAUUGCAAAGACAGCAUUAUUUCAAACACCAAUGUCAAGGAGUUCUGGGAUGGUUUUGAAGAUGUUUCAAAACGGCAGAAAAUAAAAAAUGGGGAAACGGCUCUACUAAAAUUGAAAGAUUGGCCUUCUGGUGAAGAUUUCAAGGCUAUGAUGCCAGCAAGAUAUGAAGACCUAUUAAAAAGUUUACCUUUGCCUGAAUAUUGCAGUCCAGAAGGAAAAUUAAACUUGGCUUCUCAUCUGCCAGGAUUUUUUGUCCGUCCAGAUUUGGGGCCCAGACUGUGCAGUGCCUAUGGUGUGGCUGCUACUAAAGAUCAUGAUAUAGGAACUACCAAUCUCCAUAUUGAAGUUUCCGAUGUAGUAAACAUCCUGGUUUACGUUGGCAUAGCGAAGGGAAACGGAGUGCUUUCCAAAUCAGGAGUAUUGAAGAAGUUUGAAGAAGAAGAUUUGGAUGAUCUUUUAAGGAAGAGAUUGAAAGAUUCAAGUGAAUUACCUGGUGCUUUGUGGCACAUUUAUGCUGGCAAAGAUGCUGACAAGAUAAGGGAGUUUCUGCAAAAGAUAGCAAAAGAACAAGGCCUAGAAGUUCUACCAGAGCACGAUCCAAUACGUGAUCAGAGUUGGUACGUGAACAAAAAACUUCGCCAAAGACUUUUUGAAGAAUACGGAGUAAAAACCUGUACGGUUAUUCAGUUUCUCGGUGAUGCUAUUAUUCUACCAGCAGGAGCACUUCAUCAGGUGCAAAAUUUUCACAGCUGCGUUCACGUAACGGAAGACUUUGUGUCUCCCGAACACCUUGUGCAGUCAUUUCACCUAACGCAGGAGCUGAGGCUGUCAAAGGAAGAAAUCAAUUACGAUGACAAACUGCAGGUUAAAAAUAUCUUGUAUCAUGCAGUUAAAGAAAUGGUGAGAGCUUUGAAGAUUCAUGAAAGCGAAAUGGAAGACAUGGAAGAAAAUUAAGUGCUCUCUGCCUUUCUGAGUCAACAUCAAAUGGAGGUUAUUUUUCUAACGUAUGAACAGUAUGUACACUAAUUUAAGCUUCACAAACCAUCAGUGCCAAGAAAAUGGUCAUCAUAUUUACUUGUUAAUGACACUGCAACGGUAGAGCUUCAUAUCACAGCCACUGUGAUUACAUGUUAGACCUGACAAAGCAGCAGCGUUCUGCUGUCUGUAUUAUAAUGUAUAUGAAGUUUGUGAAAUGUCAAAGAUUUAAGAUGAUGUAUUUAUUUUUGGAAGAAAAAACACAAAAUUCUAUGCUAUAUUGUUGAUCAAAUGUAAAUGUGACUUGUACAGUUUGCUAAAAUAAUUCAGAUAUUUUUCACUACAUUGAGACAGUUACUGUGAGAGUAGGACACAAACACCAGCUAUUGCCUGCAUUUGGGAUCUUGCUGAGUCCGCACAGCAGUCAUGUCAUAAUCUGAGAAUUACUGCCAAAUAAUUGUAAACUUUGUAAAAUAUAAAGUAUAUAAAGUAGAUAUUAAAUACAGACACUUCAGUAUUUUAUUGAAGCUAUUCAGUGUACAAUUAAACGUUUUCAAAAGGUGUAAUUUAUUUAAAAAUUGUCUCAUUUUGGUAAAAUUUAUGUGAACUUUUAAAGCUAAAUAUUAAACUUAAUAUGCUAUGUAAAUAUAUACAUAUAUACAUUCAAUGAUGUAUUUUUUUAAAACAUUGGCUUGCUUUAAUUUGUUAAAAGUGCAAGUGUUACACAUGCUUUGUACAUUGAAGUUGAAAGGGGUUUUACAUUUUCCAUUAAAAUGACUUUAUCAAA